Molecule: messenger RNA, 4512 nt
Organism: Oryzias melastigma (Indian medaka)
Lineage: Eukaryota; Metazoa; Chordata; Actinopteri; Beloniformes; Adrianichthyidae
Product: rho GTPase-activating protein SYDE1
Exons: 14
Coding region: 202-3060 (952 amino acids)
Biological process (GO): signal transduction
Source: RefSeq, a predicted model, not a curated record
GGAGAAGAGGGGGAGUUUGGGAAAGAAUGUGUGGAAUUCAUUUCCUGUGGAGCAGCUCUCACAGUCAGGAGAGGCGAGGAGUCAUGGCCAAGGCUGAGGCUGUGCUGCGCCGCGCGCAGGAGGACAAGGAGCGCUGACUUCUGCGUCUCCUGCUGGAACAGCUGCUCCUCCGAGGCCAGCAGGAGCAGGAGGAGGUGCACCAUGGCUGAGCCUCUGCUGAAGAGGACCUUCUCCAGGCUGAGAGGCAAAGACCGGAGCCGCAGGAAGACCGAGCCCAAGCUGAGCGAAACGCUCCAGCCUUCUCCGUUGCCAUCGUCUCCAUCCCUGAAGCCGACGUCAUCCGAUGCCCCACGACCUCGCAACUACAUCACGGUUGCUAAGAAACAACAGUGGGCACAGCAGGGAGCAGCAGCUCCGCCCCCUUUUCUAAACCCCAACCACAGACCUUUGGAGUUACGAGACUCAUCGGGAAGAUCCCAGGAUCCAUCUGAACAAAGCCUGAGCCAGAAUGUGACACAGGAAAAGAACCAACAUCACGGUGACAGAAUGUAUAUCUCCUGUGCUGCCGAUGCCACCAGUUCCACCUGCGCCUUGGUUGGCACUGCAACACAACACGAAGCUUUACAGCCAACAUGUAGCUACAAUGACAAGCCGGCCUCCUCCAUCAACACAAAGCUGUCAGGCCAGCGCACCUACCUGCAGAGCCUUGAUCGCACCAGCAGAGCGUGGGUUCUGUCUUCAGGAAAGAGCCAUGAGUCCGACGACGUCUUCAGCCCUCGUGAAGACAAUGGCAGCAACAUCUGGUACAACCCCAUCCCGGAGGAGGAGGCCACUGGGAGUCCUCUUAAGGAGGAGGUGAUAUGGAAGAGAAGGAGUGAGAGAAUAGAAGGAAUACCCAAAAAGCUGGAGACAGACACCAGAGUCCAGCUUGAAGGAGAGAAUGACGGUCCAUUGGAUCGUGGUAAUCUGACCAUCAGCCACCAGGCUGAAGACAUAGGAGCAGAAAAUACAGACUCGCCUCCCUCAGACUCUAGCCCCGCCUCUCAGAAAAAAGGAUCUGUGAUUGAGAAGCUGAGGUCUCCUGGUACCGUCAGAAAGCUUUCUCUAAGGAUGAAGAAACUUCCUGAGCUAAGACGGAAACUCAGCUUUCGCUCUUCUUCUCGUGCUCAUCGCCAUGGAAACAACAACACAGACGACUCAGAGGACGUAGCCACCAAGAACGCCUCCUCAGGAGUUUCCAACCAGAAUGUCAUCAGCAAAUACCAUCUGGACAGCUCGACCCCGCCAGCUCGACCCCAACGGCGGUCGUCCAGAGGACGCUCGGCCAGUAAAGGAGGCUACCUUAGCGAUGGGGAUUCCCCAGAGCUGUUACCACGGCAACAGGCUCCUCAAGUUUCCCCACCCCAGGAAGUGCCAUGCGAUGUCAGUUCGUUCCGACUGUACUUGGGUGCUGACCCGCCCCGAUGCAGCCAGCGGGUGACCGGACUGCUGACAGUCCACCUGCUCGGCCUGGAGGACAUGAAGACCAGCAGGUCAGAGAGCAGUAAGGAAAUAUUUGUGGCCAUCCAGAUUGAUGGAGCAACAAGAGCCAGGACUGCUCUCCUGACCCUGAAAGGUUCCUCCCUGACCCUCAACCACACCUUCCACCUGGAGCUGGAGAGAGCACGGCAACUCCGCAUCGUGGUGCUAACGCCAGCUAAUCCAGCAGCAGGAGGACAUCAACCAGCAACUUCAGGAGGUCCAACCAGAAACAGAGUGUGCUGUCUGGGAGGAGUCUCCAUACCUCCACUUUUUAAAGGGAGUCGUAGUCAACAGCUCUGUGUGAAGCUGGAGCCCAGAGGACUACUUUAUCUGAAACUGUCUCUGCAAGAAAAAUGGGACACUCAGCCAAUGGGGGACACAUCAACCCCAGCCAAUGUAUUUGGGAUAGAAUUGCACCACCUUGUGGAGAAAGAGGAAUCAUCAGUUCCAGUGCCUCUGCUGAUCCAGAAAACUGUUGCAGAGAUAGAGCGACGAGGACUGAAGGUGGUGGGUCUGUACCGACUCUGUGGUUCUGCUGCUGUGAAGAAGGAGCUCAGAGACUGGUUUGAGAGGAACAGCUCGGCUGUCUGUCUGACAGAAGACCUCUACCCGGACAUCAACGUCAUCACAGGUAUCCUGAAGGACUACCUGCGGGAGCUGCCGUCUCCUCUCAUCACCAGAACUCUGUACCAGGUGGUAAGAGAAGCCAUGGCCAUCCGACCAGCACCGUCCGCACCCGAGAGUCCAGAUCUCCAACUGUCCCGGAGCACUGUGGCGCUGCUGUCCUGCCUUCCCACCCCAGAGAGGGCCACAUUGUCUCUUCUGCUCGACCACCUCAGCCUGGUGGCGUCCUUCAGCUCCUUCAACAGAAUGACGCACCAGAACCUCGCCGUGUGUUUUGGCCCGGUGCUACUCACCCCGACCCAGGAGGCCUGGAAGACGGGAGGGGGUGGCAGGGCAGGAAAAGGUGCUGGCAAGGGCUUUGGGCCUGGCGAGGAGAUGAACGGCGCGGUGGACUUCAAACGCCACAUUGAGGCUCUGCACUACCUGCUGCAGCUUUGGCCAGUGCCGGCUCAUCAGGUUUCAACAGAUGACAACCCCUCCCCUCCCUUUUGCCCUGCUUCCUCCCAUAAUCCUCUGGACCAGCAUCCAGUCAUAAAUCGGCCCCAGAACCGUGAGGAGGAGGAGGUGGUGGUGUCCCGUCGAGGGCGGGCUGGUGUGACCCGGCUGGAGAGCCCGCCUCUCAUCAACCGGUAUGCCGGGGACUGGAGCGUCUGCGGGCGAAACCUUCAGUUUGGCCAGGAAGCCGACUAUGACGAGGUGGCGGGAAGUGAGAGUGACGCAGGCAGCAGAGAAGAAGAUGAGGAGGAGCAAAAGGAGGUGUGGUCUUCAGGAGGAGGAGGCCGAGGAAGUCUCUAUGUGGACGAAUUUCUAGACUUUGAUGCUCCGUUUAACUGCCGACUCAGCUUGAAGGACUUUGAUACCCUGAUCCAUGACCUGGACCGCGAGCUGGCCAAACAGAUCAACAUCUGCCUGUAGAGAAGAAGAGGAAGAAGAAGAGGAAGAAGAAGAGGAAGAAGAAGAGGAAGAGCUGGUUUAGAGUUUGGUUUGGAUCAGUGUUUUGGAGGUUGGUCAGAGGCUCCUGCAGUGGUGCCCUCAUGGAUGACUGCAAGGUAUCUGUACUCCAAGAAAACCAGCUGACCAGAUCUCCGCCAGAGUCUGGUCUUGUGUUUGGUACUACAACCAGAACCUGUUCUGUAUUUUUGGUGGGUAUUUAUCUUGAAAAGGACUCACCCAAAACCAAUUCUCGAGAAGAGAACGGUGCAUUUUCCAAAAAGGAAAAAAAAAGUAUCCAGCAAUAGCUUGUGAGUGAGAUCUGGGAUAAACCAGAACCGGAAGGAUCUUCGCAUAGAUCCUGUUCCAACAACAACUUUAAAGUUCUGUUGGAUCUGGUUGGACCAAAGUAGAUCCAUGUGGAUCUCAGUAAAUGCCAAGGUAAAAGAAUGAAUCUUAAAGGAAUUCUUAGAGGAAUUCUUACACACCUGUAGAUGGAUUCACAGUGAAUCAGGUGGAUUGUGGAAGAUCUUACUGGGCUGCAAUCAAUCCAAGUAAAGAAGAAAAAACAGAUCCCAUUGGAUUCUAGUGUAUAAAGGUAGGAUCCAUAAAGAUCCCAAAGUGAACAGUAGAUCCCACUGGAUUCACAGUAAUUCCAGGUGGAUUAAGAAAGAACUUACUGGAUUGCAAUCAAUCCUAGUGAAGAAAAAAAACCCAGAUCCCAUUGGAUUCUAGUAUCAAAGGUAGGAUCUAUAAAGAUCCCAAGGUGAACAGUGGAUCCCAAUAAAUUCACAGUGAAUCCAGGUGGAUUACAGAAAAUCUUACUGGGCUGCAAUCAAUCCUAUGAAAGAAAAACCCAGAUAGAUCCCACUGGAUUCUAGUAUCAAAGGUAGGAUCCAAAAAGAUCCCAAAGUGAACAGUAGAUGCAGGUGGAUCAGUGGAUUCUGGUGGAUCACUGUGGAUCCUGGUGUCAGAUUUUUUUUAUGGUGGCAGAUUGCACUGUUAAAAAGCCAUAUGUUAGAUUUAGUCAACGUGCGGGUAUCGCUGCUCUGCUGCUGCACAGUCGGAGCAAACAGAAGCCAAAUUGAAGGGCCGCAGUGUGAGACUGCCCCCUACUGGUGCCAUAAAUGUUCUCGGGUUCGUGGCAGAGCGAGGUGAGCUUCGGCGUAUCUUUGGUAUUUUUAUGGUACAGGAUUUGUAACUGUGACUCUUUGAAGCCACAGAAUUGUCUGGACUCAUUUUGCUCUGGAUGUUUUUAUGACAGUAUUACUUUAUUUUGCACAGUCUCAGUAAGCACUUGUGUUUUGUACUGAUGAAGACGACGUUUCUAUGCAGAAAAUGUAACCAAAGUGUUGAAGCACAGCUCCUGCUGGAGCGACCACAGUCUGUAUGUUUUAUUACUGCAAAUAUCUAUUAAAACGUUUUUAUGACACACCG